GACUAGUAGGUCAGUUGUUGAUAAACAACAACUGACCGAAUAUAUCUCCGCUCAGCUCCAGUUCUCGUCUUUACUGGAAAUGCGUGGUCAGUCUGACCAUGUAAUAAACUCAAUGGUCUGACCUAUUGAUAAUAGUUCAGAAGCAUUUUGCAAACAAUAAACAAGGAGCUCGAAUCCGCUGGAAUAGGUCAAUAUUACAUACUGGGUACGACUACGACUACGAGUCUUUGUAUAGCGUGUUGGACCUGUGCGAACAGUAUCAGUGAUUAGUGAAUUUAUAACACGCGGUGCAAUCAGUAUUCCCGUACAGUAUUGGAUAUACACCGUAUAGUACUGUCCUGCAUUAUUUCUGUACGCCGUGAAAUCAGAUAUAGAUAUCUUGAAACAUGGCUGACGUGAUAACAAAACUCAAACGGGAUGAUGACAAGGCUUGGUUCAAUGUAGAAUGGUCUGAUGGUUACAAGGCUCGGUUCCCAUACGUCUUCCUAUUUGAUAACUGCCGAUGUCCGAAAUGUUUCCACCCGAAUUCCUACCAACGGUCCGUUCUCAUGGCUAACAUCGACCCGGAUAUCCGACCGGCCGGACACGAGAUCAUAGAGGGAGGAAAGGUUAUUCAAGUCACGUGGCCGAAUGGUAACGUGAGUCCGUACCCCGCUAAAUGGCUCAAGAUGCAUCAAUUCGGCAAGAAACCGUACGACCCCUUAGAGUCCCUUGAAAUCAAAUCAUGGGGAAAGGAAAAACAACAAGAUAUUCCAACAUUCAACUACAAAGAAGUCAUGGAAGACAACAAUGUUCUUUAUGAGUGGCUAGUCAAAUUACUCACAGACGGCAUCACUUUGAUCAAAGGAACUCCGGGCGUAGAGGGCGUAGUAGCAAAACUUCAUGAGAGGGUGUCAUGGACAAGAAGGACUAUAUACGGCGAGAUAUUCAACGUGAUCACGAUGUACGAUGCCUGCAGUUUGGCUUACACUGCUAAGCAGCUCGGAUUGCAUGUUGAUCUCCCAGGCUUUUACCAGACUCCGGGGGUUCAGAUGUUGCAUUGUAUCAAGCAAGUCGAUUCUGAAGGAGGUGAUAAUGAGUUUGUUGAUGGGCUUCGGGUAGCUGAACAGCUUGAGCAGGAGUAUCCUAAGAUCUUUCAGAGAUUAACCACCAUGAAGGUUGACUUCAGGACACUAGGGGCUGAGUUUGUACCUUACCAUACUAUGACGCAACGUCCUGUUAUUGAGUACGACCGAGAAGGCGUCUUUCAAGGUAUAAACUACAAUGAUGGUGUGAGGGCGCCCUACUGGUCUCUGCCCGUUGAGGAAAUCACGGAAGGAUACAGGGCUAUGAAGACGUUUCAUCGAGCAAUGUACGAUAAGAGAAACUGCAUCUACUACAAAAUGGAAAAAGGUGACAUGGUUAUCUUUGACAACCGUCGAGUCCUCCAUGGUCGUCUUGGCUUUGAGGUUCACGUCAAGGAAGGAGAAGAGAGCAAGAAGAGACAUCUAGAAGGAGGAUACCUUGAUUGGGAUGGCAUCAAAUCAAAGAUGAGACUCCUACACGAGGAGAUACAUGGACUAGAACGGUUUUAAUGAUUUUUCAAAACGGACGGGGAUGUCUUUUGUUGGUAGAUUUGUGCAUAUCAAAAAAGGGAAUCCAUUCCAAACUGAAAGUUGUUUUUACAUGAAAAGGAAGAAUCAGACAGAUAGGUGAACGUUCGAACAAUAUCAAACAAGAAAAUAAGAUAAUUAUGAAUUUUCGAAAGUGGUUAAAAGUUUUAAUCAUUAUACCUAUGAAGAUUUCAAAUUGGCCACAUUGUUGAUGUCAAUGUGGUGAAGGGUAUCAUGGUCAACUCUUUCGUUUUCAAAAGUUAUACUUCAAAUUAUAUUUUUAUUGAUGAGGAUAUGACACGAUAUGCCCUGAUGAUAAAUGGUGAUUAUUUUUACAUGAUCAAUACGAAAGCAUGAUUGCUUGUAAAUAAGCAACCAUAGGACCGACGGCUUCAGGUCCUCUCCGAGUGAUCUGGUAAUGAGGAUAAAUGCCUACUAAAAGGGCACCAGAGCGCUAAAUUGGGGUAAUAAUAAUAAUAAGCCGGGGUAAUAAUAAUAUUAACAACGCGCCUCGGAAUAGAAUAUUUCUAGAUAGAUGGCGCUAUAUAAAUGCCUAUUAUUAUUAUUAUUAUUAUUAUUAUUAUUAUUAUUAAUCGAACCAGGGUCCGAAAUGCCUGCUCCACCGAUUGAGCUAUCGCGCCUCACUCUCUGUAAUGUAUUUAUAUAUUUUGAUUACCUUUCCAGAUGAAUAGGUGCUCAUGGAAAAAAAAAACAAAUCCUUGAUAAUCAAGUACACAGCCAAUUGUCCCUACCACUUGUCAUAAUUAACUUACUGAAUAAGUUGUCAAUUUGAAAUUCUCAUAACAUCAUUAUUUAAAUGGCCAUGACGUUCUUAUUUCUUGUCCAUUUUCUUAAAUCUCCACCAAUCAGAUUUCUCCCCUCUCCAACACAAUUUUAUGGCCACGAUUUGAAUCUCUAAUCUCUAAUAGUUUGAAUCUCUAAUCAUGAUUUUACAUUAUUUUUACAUCAUUAUUUUUACAACAUUAUUUUACAUGUAGUGUUUCUUGCAUUUUGAUUUCUAUUUGGUGCAUUUCAGGAAAAAAAGAUAAGUUUCCAUGGAAGUAAUAAGAUUGACAUGUGAAGAGUUUAACUGUGUAUACAAAAACAGUGUGUGAUAUUUUAUGUGUGUUCUGACAAGAUGGAUUUAAGCAUUUUCAAUGAAAAUGAAGGUACGGACCUGAAAUUGCUCCCGUAAUAUUUUAAUAACUUCAAAUUAAUGUAUAUAGACUUGCCAUUUUCUACCCGUAAUUAAUCUCGGAAAUACAUAAUGUUAGUUCACCAUUUAAAAUGGCAGAGUAUUUUUUUCUUAAACACUUUGAACAUGCCGGAUUUAACAUGGUAAUGAUGAUUUCAAUCCAAUGUGUUGAAUUUCAGCACAGAAAAUUACAAUACAUUUUAUGCUGAUGUUUGAAGGAGAAUGAAAUACAUGUAUAUUCAUUGAUGAUACCUCAUUAUUAUUCGAGUACAGUUUUUGUAAUUGUAUAUAGAAAGAUAUUUUAUUUCAGAUUUAUAUAAAGCUAGAUAUGAAAUUUUAAUUCACAUAAAACUAAUAUUCCAUCUGAUUCUCAAAUGUAUUUUUAUAAAUUCUUUUUAAAGUUCGUGUCUUUAAGAUGGCCAAUGUAUAAUUGAAAGUAAAAGGCUAAUUUUUGAACGUCGAGAUUUUAGUAUUAUAGUUUUCAAUGGGCAAUUUCAUAACGAUUUGAAUGUAUCUAAUGUGAGUUUUUCAAUGGCAAUACUCGAUAAGAAUAUUCAGGUUGAAGCUUCAAAUUUGAAUAUAAGGGAUGAUGCAAAUAUUAAUUGUAAUAAUACAAAAUAUUUCGAUAGAGCACGUAUCCACCUUUUUAGGUGCCCAAGGCGCUCCUAUAGUUACCCCGGCUAAGCCUCGGCUACCGAUUCCGAUAUAAUGCAGAUAAUAUAAUGUUGAUAUGAUUUGGUUACUAGAUAUGCUUUCAAUGCAAAAUAUACAUUGACCUUGAAAUCAAAA
This is a messenger RNA of Lytechinus pictus (painted urchin), 3576 nucleotides long. Its product is annotated as gamma-butyrobetaine dioxygenase-like. The record is from RefSeq and is a predicted model, not a curated record. Gene Ontology annotation, cellular component: mitochondrion. The coding region runs from base 387 to 1574 and encodes 395 amino acids. Gene Ontology annotation, biological process: carnitine biosynthetic process. The transcript is spliced from 7 exons. Lineage: Eukaryota; Metazoa; Echinodermata; Echinoidea; Temnopleuroida; Toxopneustidae. Gene Ontology annotation, molecular function: gamma-butyrobetaine dioxygenase activity.